Messenger RNA from Lentinula edodes (shiitake mushroom), 786 nucleotides. RefSeq lists its product as uncharacterized. Bases 1 to 786 code for a protein of 261 amino acids. Lineage: Eukaryota; Fungi; Basidiomycota; Agaricomycetes; Agaricales; Omphalotaceae. The record is from RefSeq and is a predicted model, not a curated record. The transcript is spliced from 6 exons.
AUGCCCAAUUAUCCGGGGUCCUCUAAAGCUGCACCCGUUGACACCCACGCUGAUCUUAUACCGGCCUACAAGCUCAGAGAGGAGGGAGUUCGCGCGCAUUUCCAUUCUCUGGCUCCGAAGAAAUUCGAACAAGAGGCAGACGAAGUUUUCGUGGGAGUGCGAAUGGUUCUUUGGGAAAAGGCCUAUGAAUACAACGCCCUAGGGACACUUUCCGCAAUUCGUGCCUCUGGCCUUGCACUUGGAGAAGGUGCAUAUUUGUCUCCAGGACCUGGAAUGUUCUCGCCUGCCAAAAACGAUCCUGAUUAUUGGACAUGUAUGGUGUUCGCGAACAAGGAAAAAUUUUAUGAAGAGACAAAAGUGUAUAUCCCAAAAUCGGAAGACCGCACUGCGCAUCUGAUGGUCUAUCUUGAUGCUAUGAUCUCAGGAUUAGCAGAACGUCACGACCACAUUUUGCUUUCCGAUUUCGAAAACAAUCUCAUGAUGCUUAUUCCCCCGCCCUUCCUUGUUAAAUCACCCUCGCACAGUUAUAUGGAAUACGGAGAGAAUCGUCUCAAACUUCGUGUGAGAUGCUACCCACCAGACGAACUACCACAUUCCAUCCCGACUGCCGAGUGGAAAAAGUGGCCAAACGUAAUGUGGAAACCGCCUACCCCGGGGUUGGUUGAUUCUGUGGUAGCAGCCUGUGUUCAUGUCGGCAAAGCCGCUGGAAUCAUUCGAGAUUUGGGUCCGCAUGAAGCCCAGGCUGCCUGCAACCAAACUCUCACUGCUUCACAAAAUCGCCAUUGA